Striga asiatica is the source of this 375-nucleotide messenger RNA. The record is from the annotation of a GenBank genome assembly. Lineage: Eukaryota; Viridiplantae; Streptophyta; Magnoliopsida; Lamiales; Orobanchaceae.
AUGGCGGCCCGACGAUAUAUCAACGCGACCGUGCUACGCGGUGUCCAGAUCUCGAAGUUGGCGAUAGCUCACGGGUCGAGGAAGGUGGUGGCUGGUCGGGGCGUUGAUCAUGGUGAUUUGGUAGUGUUUGUAGCUGACAUUGUGACAAAAUUAGAAUAUUGGAUUUGGAAAGAAAUUGUCCUGUUGUGGACAAUUGAUUAUAGAAAUGAAAGAGGUCAUGCCUUGAAGUGUAGCCAUUGCAUUCCUUUGCAGCUCCUGGACAACUCUCCUCUUCCUUAUGUUAUAUUUUGUCAUGGAAAUAGAAACGGCAUUUUCAGGAGCCAUAUGGAAUAUCUACUGGCAUCAUCAAGAUCCACCAACAUUGAGUGUCAUUAG